Hansenula ciferrii is the source of this 621-nucleotide messenger RNA. RefSeq names its product ATPase-activating ribosome biosynthesis protein (gene RLP24). The record is from RefSeq and is a predicted model, not a curated record. The transcript has a single exon. Gene Ontology annotation, cellular component: nucleolus. Bases 1 to 621 code for a protein of 206 amino acids. Gene Ontology annotation, biological process: ribosomal large subunit biogenesis. Lineage: Eukaryota; Fungi; Ascomycota; Saccharomycetes; Phaffomycetales; Wickerhamomycetaceae.
AUGAGAGUUUAUUCAUGUCAUUUUUGCUCUUCCCCAGUGUAUCCCGGUCAUGGGAUCAUGUUUGUGCGUAAUGACGCUAAAGAGUUUAGAUUCUGUCGUUCCAAAUGUCAUAAAGCAUUUAAACAACGUCGUAACCCAAGAAAAUUAAAAUGGACUAAAGCAUUUAGAAAAGCUGCUGGUAAAGAAUUGGCUGUUGAUUCUACUUUAACAUUCAGUGCUAGAAGAAACGUUCCAGUACGUUAUAAUAGAGAUUUGGUCUCCACAACUUUGAAAGCUAUGGCUAGAGUGGAAGAAAUUAGACAAAAACGUGAAAGAGCAUUCUAUAAGAAUAGAAUGAAGGGUAAUAAAGAAAGACAAUUAGAAUUAGAUAAGAAAUUAGUUGAAAGUAAUCCAGAAUUAUUGAAGAUGAGAGAAGUUGAAAUUGCAAGAAAAUUAGCUAAACAAGAAGCUAGAGAAGCUGCUGCUCAACAAGAUGAAGAUGAAGAUGUUGAAGAUGAAGAACAAGAUGAAGAUGAAAGUGAAAUGGAUAUUGAAUCUGAAGAAGAAUCUGAAUCUGAAGAUGAAGCUGUUAAACAAAAAGUCUUGUUGAAAAACAAGAAACGUUCAAAACGUGUAUUUUAG